This is a messenger RNA of Planococcus citri (citrus mealybug), 2404 nucleotides long. RefSeq lists its product as uncharacterized. The coding region runs from base 138 to 1655 and encodes 505 amino acids. Lineage: Eukaryota; Metazoa; Arthropoda; Insecta; Hemiptera; Pseudococcidae. The transcript is spliced from 3 exons. The record is from RefSeq and is a predicted model, not a curated record.
GCGUGCUCCUUACAAAGUUUGUUAUUGUUACAAAUUAUUACAAACAUAUUUUUUUUCAUUUUUGGUUCAGUAUUUAUUGUAUUUUCGAUAAUUUCGGUGGUGCCCGCUGUCCAGUGCUAUUUCGAAAGCCUGUAAAAAUGUCCAAUGUGAUGUCUACCAGCUCUUGGAGUCAUGAAGAACCUAUAGCAAUAGCUCUACUAGAAAAGAAAGAUCUCACAUUUAACCAUCUGAAAAAUGGACAAAUCGAAUUAGCCGCGGACCAAGCGGAACCUGGUGAAUAUACUAAGUGUACAGUGGAUGAAAUGGUUGGAGAAUGGUUCUUCCAAGAUAAUACAAAAUUGUUUCCAGUCAUCAUACAGUCGGAAAAUCCUGUGGCAUUUAUCUUCCCUCCUGGAUCGGGGAAAUCGAGCCUAGCGCAGCUUUUCGAAUCGUAUGCUUCGAAUUCAAAAUCUAUCGUUGGUGCCGGUAGUGAUAAGACAAAAAUGAAUUCAUUUUUUGAGACUUGUUGGUUCGCAUUAAACAACUCUUCACUUUACACGAAAUAUCGAAGUAAUUGCGCAGUCGUUUACAUAGAUUUUAGAAAUAUAGUGAUUGAGCAGAACGAACAGGUGUUUUAUCGGUCUUUAAAAGUUUUGAUGUGCGCGGUUUGGAAUAAAUACGCCCCGGAAGAAUUUUUAUUAUACGAACGAAAACACUUGAAGAAAGAUAUAAGUGCAGUGUGUUCCUUGCAGCGUCUCGUUGUAUCGCUUCUAGCCCAGGACAGAGACGUUUUUGUACUAUUGGAUUCGUGCGACGUGGUUUUUAACCAGCUCGCAAACCUUGACAGGAAUCGGAAGGACAGAACAUUAUCGCAGUUACUCCUGAUGUUUCUACAAUGUCCAACUGAAACUACCCUCGUGAAGUAUAUUUACUUAGGAGUAAAUCCUUAUUUUGCUGUAAAUAACCUAAGACACAAUACUGACGUUUAUUCAAUUUAUGUAUUACUCGAUGUGCUACCAGAAAAGGAAGAAGAAUACGAGGAAAAUAGACGCUUGGUUCGAGAAUGUUUUUCCUAUUCAAAAGAAUCAAUUGAAAAAGCAUGCGAACAUAUGAAAUUGGAAAAUAUCGAUGAAAUAGUGGAGCGGUGUACUAGAGUUGCCGAAUUUUCAUUUAAUGGCUUCGAGUUAAUCAAUCCCUAUUUGGCAACCGCAUAUCUUACUACUCUAAAAAGCAGAAGUUCGUACAGUGUAAACAUUGCGCCAAGAUCUCUCUGGCACGAGGCUAUUUUCACUGAGAGAGAUGUUGAUAUUAUUGCAAAGAGCUUAACUAAUGACACCACCGCAUUCUCGUUUCCUAUGCUAAUGUCCUCUACUCAUAUCUUGACAUCGUUUUCACAAGACAGAAGGUGGUUUUAUAAUCUUUUUAUCUACGGCGGAUAUUUUUCCGGUGAAACAAUAAACAACAAUCAAGAUGAACAUAUGAUACGGGCUUCAAACCAAACUACUAAACUAGUUCUGAAAUAUAUGUUGGAAAAUAUUUGGAAAAAGAAAUACCAGACAUUCACGAUGGAUAACCGUCAACAGUCUGCGAGUAACCAACGAAAGCGUGCCGGUAACCGACAAAAGCCUGCUAAAGACGAAUCCGGAUACAAAUCAAAGCUAAGAAAAAGACGGUAGAAUUGAUGUUACAUAUCCUGUGGUUCUACUAUGUCGUAGAAGUUUCUCUAGUGCGUCGAUUUUGAGGUGCUUUUACGUUCGUUUUGUUGUUAUUCUUUCUCUAAUUACCUACUUAUACUUAAGGUUCAUUUAUAGUGGCGAUAAGCUGGUAAUAGAAAAUUUCUACAGAAAAUCGUGGAAUUUUUUCAAACUCAAUUUUAAGCACUUUUGAACCUUUAAACUUGUAAAAUAAUAACAUUUCUUGUAAAUUCUGAUGAUUAUUCACUUUAAUAAAAAGUUUUCAAACUUCAUCUCAUUCAUCACUUUUCUAUGGAAAAGUUAAAAAAUUUUGACUUUUCCAUAGAAACGUAAAGAAAUUCCACGGCCACUAUAAAUGCUUCUAUAGUAACAAAGUGGUUUUAACUUUUCUGUGGAAAAAUUCCAUGGCCACUAUAAAUGAACCUUUAAGCAUUGGAUGUCUCCUAGCCCCGAUGCUUUUUCUUUGAGGGAACCUACAAGUUAAUUGUUUUGUUUGAUGUUUUUGUUUUUUAAUUCAGUUAUAAUCAUAAUGAUUGUGAUGUACAAGUAAUUGAUUUUAAUUUUAUAUAAUCAUACGUACUUACGUAAAGUAUGCUAUUUAUAUAUUUGUAUGUACUUGUUCAAUAGGUAUCUCUGCGGCUUUAUGUUAUUAUCGUUAUAAGAUUUUUGUGUUGAUAUUUUUCGUUUCCUAAGUUGUUUGUAUUUGUCAAUAUUUGUUCAUGAUAAAAUCA